UUUCUGGCGUUCGUAUCGGGUUCGCGUGCUGCCAUUGCAUUCAGACAAUAUACUUCAGGAACUGGGCUUGCAUCCGUCACGAUGACCACCGUCUAAUAGCCCAAUCCCCGGUUGUCCUUUGCGCGAUUUCGCUCCCGCCGUCGAGGGAGCAUAUUUUAGCCUGCUCUGUAGAUUUUGAUAAUCCAGAAGCAUCUCUUUCCGUUUUAUAACUUCUAGAAAGAAUUCAAAACGCCGGUUGGACCGGAAAGGCUCUAGCAUCUAUAUACGCUCACUACGCCAUGGCCGCUACAAGUACAGACAGGGUUGUUCUUUCAUCGGGGGCUGCGUCCCCAGUCAGUCCGCACUCCUCAACAGGUCAGAUACCCUUGGAGCAACCCCCGAAGCUCAAAGGACGACAUAAGUUGUUGCAAAGCCUACAACGCAUGUCGUCGAGCCCCAGCUUGGCAAAGCGCGGCCGAGCCCACUCAACUGGAUACCGUCGAGAUGGAAAAGCUUCAUUGUCCUGUAUUUCGUUAGGACAAUCGGGGUAUACUCCUUGUCUCGGGAAUGGAAGCUCGUCCCAGCUGUAUGGCGGAUUGAAUGUGCGUCCAAUGACUUCUGGUCAGGCUGGGCCAACAGAAGAUCAUGAGGGUAACGCCCGAAUCCGCCUUGUUGGUUCGGAUUCACCAAAUGCCGCCCAGUCAAGAACAGCCCCUCUGCCUACCGAGUUGAGACCAGGGUCUCGUGGAUCACCGUUAGGAAGUACCGAUGUAAUUCUAGAAACUGCCGUCGAACAACCCGCACCAAAACCGAAGAAGACCUUUGACUUCUGGGGAAGCAUGCCCGAUGAACUCAGAAUGCUUAUCUUUGGUUAUCUGACACCCAGGGAAAUUGUCCGCUGCUCUGCUGUCUCUAAAGCCUGGAACAAGAUGUGCUAUGACGGCCAGUUGUGGUGUAGAGUGGACACUACAGAAUACUAUCGCGAUAUCUCGAGCGAUGGUCUCCUGAAGAUUAUCGCAUCUGGUGGUCCUUUUGUCCGGGAUCUCAACCUGCGCGGCUGUGUCCAAUUAAGAGACAAGUGGCAAUCUGAAGGGAAACGCAUCACCGACUUAUGCCGGAACGUUGUCAAUUUCUCACUGGAGGGAUGUCGCAUCGAUAAGACCUCGAUUCACUACUUCCUUCUUCGGAACCCCCGCCUGGAAUAUAUUAAUGUCUCGGGAUUGGCUAGUGUGACGAAUUCGGCUAUGAAGAUAAUUGCUCAAUCAUGUCCACAGCUUGAAAUAUUGAAUGUUUCAUGGUGUUCCAGUGUGAAUACAAACGGGUUGAAGAGAAUUGUCAAGGAAUGUCCCAAGUUAAAAGACCUGCGGGCCAGUGAGAUCCGCGGGUUUGAUGAUGAAGAGUUUGCGCUUGAGCUAUACAAACGAAACACCCUGGAGCGUCUGGUGAUGAAUCGCACAGAUCUGAAUGAUGAGAGCUUGAAAGUCCUCAUGCAUGGAGUCGAUCCGGAAAUGGAUGUGCUCCUCGAUCGGCCCAUUGUACCACCUCGGCAAUUGAAGCACCUGGAUCUACAUCAUUGCCCUGAUGUGACGGAUAAAGGAGUGAAGAGCCUCGCCUACAACGUUCCCUACCUGGAGGGUCUGCAGCUCUCUCAGUGCCCCGAGCUUAGCGACGACUCUGUCAUUGAAGUUAUUCGUACUACGCCUCAUUUAACCCAUCUCGAGCUUGAGGACAUAGAAAGGCUCACCAAUAACACACUCCUAGAAAUUGCCAAAUCUCCAUGUGCUGGACGCCUUGAACAUCUCAAUAUCAGUUACUGUGAGGCCCUCGGUGACCCCGGCAUGCUCCAAGUGAUGAAAAACUGCCACUCCCUCCGCUCUGUUGAGAUGGAUAACACCCGAGUUUCUGACCUCAGUCUAAUGGAAGCCAGCUACCGCAUCCGCAAGCGCGGUUAUGGCGAGGACUUACCUCGCGUUGGCUUGCGCUUGGUUAUCUUCGACUGUGCCAAUAUUACAUGGGCAGGUGUAAAGGAGGUCCUUUCAAGCAAUGCCUAUGUCCCACGUUCUCGCAAGUCUCUACAGGCUAUAUCUGUUGUGGCACAGUCUGUCAUCCCAAAUCAAUCGUCGGAGACAAAAACAUUGAUCACAUCUUCUAUCACACCCCCGCCGCAACCCGCUGUAUACCCUAAUGAGAUCAUCCAGCUCAAAUGCUUCUAUGGUUGGCAGAUGACCGUAAAUGAGCAUAACAAACGAGUCUUGAGAGGAGAUCUUCCCGCUGCUAAUCGCCUUGAUCGGAAAUGGGCUGAUUAUAUGAUGGCAACAGAAGAAGCAGGUGCGACAGGUGCUGGCGCCAGAAGGCGACGGCGCCGGGCUCGUGAAGCCGAGAGAAUCUACAAUGCCGAUGAUGAAAAUGACGACACAUUUGGUGUUGGGGCCAUCUCUGCCCUUGGAGGAAGACGUAGGAGAGCACACAGUGGCAGCGCCUGUACUGUCAUGUGAAGUCGUUGCUGUUUGUUUUGCAUGGCUUCCAUGUUGGACACAACAUCUGCAAGCGUGCUUGCAAAGAUUUACAAGGGAUAAAUAUCCUUUUUCUUAGCUGCUGGUUUUGGAAACCUUGUCAUAUGCGUCCGCUAUUGUACUCUCCAGCCAGAAAAUAUGGAGGCCAAAUACAAGUGCUGGCUAUGUGGAAGACUGAACAGCAUAACUCUAAACAUAGAGUAUGCUAUGAGACAUGAAACGAUGAGUUUGUGCUAGCAGUUGGAUGAGUGUAUUUGUCUACACUGAACCUUAGCCUUCAGCGAACUUGUUUCGUACCGGUUUGGUUGUUCUUUUCAAUGCAUCGGCCUUAUGACUUCUACGCAACUAUACUCUGCAAUAGGCUUGGUAUACGAUUGGAGUCGGGAUACU
Messenger RNA from Aspergillus alliaceus, 2882 nucleotides. RefSeq names its product F-box domain protein. NCBI's taxonomy places the organism in Eukaryota, Fungi, Ascomycota, Eurotiomycetes, Eurotiales, Aspergillaceae. Gene Ontology annotation, molecular function: protein binding. The record is from RefSeq and is a predicted model, not a curated record. The coding region runs from base 279 to 2474 and encodes 731 amino acids. Gene Ontology annotation, biological process: SCF-dependent proteasomal ubiquitin-dependent protein catabolic process. The transcript has a single exon. Gene Ontology annotation, cellular component: SCF ubiquitin ligase complex.